AUGGCAAGCGAGGGCGGGGACCUCCCCCAGAAGGCGAAGAGCCCCCCCGAAGAGCAGCGGCGCUGGCGCCUCCGGAGGGGAAAAUGGCGGAGCCUCCUUGCCGGGCUCUGGUGGCGGCGGCGGUCCAAGUGCGUUAUGUGCUUGCAGAUCCACCGAAUAAGCGGCCUCCCGCCGACAAUGGACGGGCAAGCGCUGGCGGUGGGGUGGAGAACUAGCGGCUGGAGGGACGAGCUCACCACGCCCGUCCAUGUCCGGCGAGGGACCGCCCGCUUCGAGGAGAUCUUCCUCCAUUACCGGAGCACCGGCCGGCGCUCCACGCUGCGGAGCUUCACAGUCUGGGUUUCCCUGGUCGACGCAGGCGACGGCGAUCUAGGCACCUUCGAGGUCGACCUGGGCGGGGUCGUCUUCUCCGGCGACGGCGACGCUCUGUUGGGCGGGAAGACCGUGAUCCUGGGUCUCUCCGGCAUGGCCGAGGGAGGGGUUCUCAGCAUCAGCAUCUUCUAUCGGGUGGUCGAGGCCGGAGCCCAUGGCGGCGGGUGCUUGCCCUGUCUUUCCGAUUCGAGUAACUGCAGAGCGGCGGCGGCGGCCUCUUCCAUCCUCAUCGCCGCCGGCGACAUUGACCCGACCGAGGAGGAGGGCGAGAGCUCCACGACCACGGAGGAGGCGGUGGCUCGAGCGAGAUCCAGGAGGCCCCCCUCGAGCGCCUCCUUCGACAUCAGUGAAGAUCUGGAUGAUGAGGAGAUGGUGGAGGCCGAGUUCCUGAGGAUGCUGGAAGGCCAUGGCGGCGGGCUCGUGGACGAGGAGAGCCUGAACCUGAGCCUGAGCUUCGAUGGGGAGAAGGACUCGGAUUCCUUGCUCAAUGCGGCGGCGAGAGUCGGCCGCCGGCCAGCUGGGUCCGCGUUGGAGGAAGAAGAGUUCAAGCAGCUGUUGAAGAUGUGGAAAGUCGACGAUCUUCACUGCCCAACGACAUGUAGUCUAGCUUUCUCUGUAUGA
Molecule: messenger RNA, 993 nt
Organism: Spirodela intermedia
Lineage: Eukaryota; Viridiplantae; Streptophyta; Magnoliopsida; Alismatales; Araceae
Source: the annotation of a GenBank genome assembly